CUGCAAACAGAAGACGAGAUGAACUUCUUCAGUAGCUUUCAGGAAAAGGUGCAGCUUCACGCCGCGUCUUCGACGACGACGACAAAGGUAUCGGUUCCCCUGGUCCUUCUCGCCGCCGUGGGGGGUCUCGUGGUCUUCAAUUGGGCGCUUUCGAUCCUUCAGCUCGUUCUGGACCUCUAUGUGCUCCCGGGCGUGUCUCUGUCUAAGUUUGGCGCAGCUAAGAAGGGCCAGCCCGGCCAGGGCGCCUGGGCUGUCGUGACGGGAGCAACUGACGGCAUUGGCAAAGAGUUUGCCCUUCAACUCGCCAAGCGCGGCUUCAAUGUCUUUUUGGCCAGCCGGACGACGGCCAAGCUCCAGGCAGUGCAGGAAGAAAUCGGACAAGCUGCACCAGGGGCAAAGGUCGACUGGUUCCCAAUUGACUUUGCAGCUGCCACGGCAGAUGACUAUGCCGCGCUCGCAAAGGCCAUCGGCGAUCGAGACGUUGGCGUGCUCGUCAACAACGUGGGCAUGUCGCACAACAUGCCUGUGCCCUUUCACGAAACCGAGGACAAGGAGCUCGAGAACAUUGUCAACAUCAACGUCUUUGCAACACUGCGUGUGACCAAGAUCGUGACGCCUGGCAUGGUUAAAAGAAAGCGUGGCCUGGUCCUCCAACUGGGCUCCUUUGCCGGUCAGUUUCCCUCCCCGCUGCUCUCAACCUACUCUGGCACGAAGGCCUUCUUGAUCGGCUUCAAUGCCGCCCUGGGCGAAGAGCUCAGCCGGUCGGGCGUUACGGUGCAGCUGCUCAACACCUACUUUGUCGUUUCGGCCAUGAGCAAGAUCCGAAAGUCGUCUGCGCUCAUCCCAAUGCCGAAGCCCUACGUUGCAAACGUCUUGGCAAAGAUUGGAAGGCAAGGCGGUGCCCAGGGACGACCCUUUGAAGGCACCGUUUGGCCCAUGCAAGGCCUCUUUGACUGGAUCAUUACCAACCUUGUCGGUACCCGCUACCGACUCAGCUUUACCUACGACCAGCAAGCAAGCAUCCGAAAGCGUGCUAUCCGAAAAGCCGAGCGACAAGCCAAGGCUCAGUAAAGUUAAGCGCCUAGACCAGCGUCGCAAAAGUUGAUCGCCGGGCCUGAACGAGGACGGAAAGGGAAACGAAGAGAAGAUCAAAGGUAGAUUCACAGAUGGACGGUUGGGAAAAUAGGCAGCGAUGAGAGGAGAGGAAUUAAUGUAUCUACAGUGCCUAGCUAGCAUGGAGCAACC
Acaromyces ingoldii is the source of this 1245-nucleotide messenger RNA. Its product is annotated as NAD(P)-binding protein. Gene Ontology annotation, biological process: fatty acid elongation. Lineage: Eukaryota; Fungi; Basidiomycota; Exobasidiomycetes; Exobasidiales; Cryptobasidiaceae. The coding region runs from base 19 to 1071 and encodes 350 amino acids. Gene Ontology annotation, cellular component: endoplasmic reticulum. The transcript has 5 exons. Gene Ontology annotation, molecular function: ketoreductase activity. The record is from RefSeq and is a predicted model, not a curated record.